Messenger RNA from Symbiodinium natans, 2559 nucleotides. The record is from the annotation of a GenBank genome assembly. Lineage: Eukaryota; Dinophyceae; Suessiales; Symbiodiniaceae.
AUGGCACUGCCGGUGGCCGUGGACCGUGCCAAUUGGCCCUCCGAUGCGUCCCUGGACGAGGAGGCGGUCUCUGCGCUGCACACAGCACACCACCCGCAGCCCAGGAGAAUCCUGGGUUGCCACAGGCUGGCUCACAGCGACGAAAGUGGCUCGGACCUGUAUGUCUUCCGCAUCUGGCACCAAGCCCUGGAGAGAGAUUGGGAGGCAGAGAACAAGCAAGUCAAACUGCAGCUGCUGCUGGAAGAGGAAUCUACGCCGAUUCCUCUCCUCCGCCGCUGCGCGUGGCUUUACGAAGCCGUGGUGCGGCUGCCCGCAGACUGGCUGCCGCCCGAUGAUGGCGCCGGAGGGGCGCCGGUAGGUGGGGUCCUCCACCUCCCCAGAUACUACGUAGUGGCCCCGAGCGAGGAGGGAGAGCAAAUCCUCCACGACUGUUUUGGCUACGUUGGCUUCCUGCUCGCCGAGGUGGAGAUCGAGCAGCUGCAGCAGGGAAACUUCCCGACCAUCGCGGACGCCCUGGGCUGCCACUGUGUCGUGGCCGGCGGCGUCUGCGGCCUGAGAUUUGCAACCUGGGCGCCCAGGGCGCAAUUCGUCAGCGUCGUGGGAGGCUGGAAUGACUGGGAUGGGCGUGCAGCACCAAUGGCAAGGCGACACCGAGCCGAAGGCGGUGGCUUCUCCGGCCUCUGGGAGAUCUUUGUGCCUUUUGGCCCAGAGAUGUCCGACGUGCCGUUUGGCAGCACGUACGGCUUCAAGAUUCACACAUUGGCGGGCCAGGAUAUUGUGAAGAUGGACCCCUUCGCACAGGAAUUUGAGAAGCCCAGUGACCUGCACAAGAGCCCCGUCUUCAACGCCUCUGUGGUCAGUGCCUGUGACGACAACUACCAACCGGAGCCGUUCGAGUGGGGCGAUGAGGCGUGGAUGCUCGCUCGUGAGGAGCGAGGUCGCCUCAACACCGUCCUGCUGCAGCCCAUGGCCAUCUACGAGGUGCACUUACCCUCCUGGAGGCGCGGUGCAGAGGGCGAGCUUCUGAGCUACCGGGAUCUCACGCAGCCCCUCAUCGACCACGUGAAGGCCCUGAACUUCAACUGGGUGGAGCUCAUGGCCCUGGCACACCACCCCUUCCUCGGCUCUUGGGGCUACCAGGUCUCCGGGUACUACAGCUGCUGCUCCCUCAUGGGCUCGCCGGACGAUCUAAAGCACCUCAUCAAUGAGCUCCACAAGGCGGGGAUCGGUGUGGUGAUGGACUUCGUUCCGGCGCACUUCUGCAAAGACGCCUGUAGCUUCGGUGACUUUGACGGAACACCAACCUACGAGUACGAGGAUCCGCGCGAAGGAGAACAAAGGCAGUGGGGCACCAAAAUCUUCAACUUCCGAAAGAACGAGGUUCGCAGCUUCCUGGUGGGUUCGGCGCUGUUCUGGGCCGAGCGCUAUCAUGUCGACGGGUUCCGUUGCGAUGCUGUCUCCGCCAUGAUCUACCGGAACUUUGGGAAAGCCGAUGGGGACUGGAUCCGAAACGAACACGGUGGCGACAGCAACCUCGAAGCUGUCUCGUUGCUCAGGGAGCUGAACAAGUCCAUGAAGCAAUUCUGGCCAGGCGUGAUCAUGAUCGCCGAGGAGUCCACAGCGUGGGAAGGCGUCACGACCCUGAGGAACGUCAGCUCUGGUCUGGGUUUCGAUCUCAAGUGGGAUCUCGGCUGGAUGAACGAUACGCUCAUCUACCUCGAGGAGCCUGCAUGGAAUCGUCCCUCGAACCACAGCAAGCUCACAUUCCGUUCUCAGUACAUGCAGAAUGAGCGAUUUGUCUCGCCCUUGUCCCACGACGAGGUCGCCAACAUGAAGGGGAGUUUGGUCGAGAAGAUGGGCCGCAAGGAUGGUCUGGGCUUUUACGACAAGCUGCGCCUCCUCUGCGCCUACUAUGGUUACCAGGCGACGGCUCCCGGACGGCCCUUGCUGUUCAUGGGCCAGGAGUUCGCCCAGGGGCGCGAAUGGAAUUGCUACCAGUCCCUCGACUGGCACGAGGGUGAGGAGGAGCUCAGAAAAGGAGUCUGCGUUUGGCUCGCUGAUCUGAUGGGAGUCUAUCAGCACCACCGUCCCUUGCACAUGGGCGACGACUACCCACAGACGCGGCAGUAUCCGGUCGGGUCCAACAGCUUUGAGUGGGUGGAGAACAACGCAGGCGCCUGCGUUCUUGCCUUCUGCCGACAUUGGAAGGGAGAGAUACCUGUCAUGGCCAUCUUCAACUUCGGCAGCCAGUAUCACCAUGGCUACACCAUCGGUAGCCCCUACUGGGGAGGCUGGCAGGUGCUCCUCAAUUCCGACGACCGCCGCUACGGCGGGCGAGGUGGCGGCCCGGGCAACUCGAGCAUGCUCUGGACUGGCAAGGCAAGACCAGAUUGCUCUGACUCGCUCACCUUGGACCUGCCCUCCAACAGUUGCCUGGUGCUCCUGGCCCCUGAGAAGUUCCAGGAUUGCAAGGCCACGCGGCCUCCGGUUGGCAUGAAGGGCACCGCGGAUACACUCUGCGCAGACAUCGAGUAUUGCUUGGGCGACAUCGGCUUCUAA